Tachysurus vachellii is the source of this 2979-nucleotide messenger RNA. It is a transcript of the gene cog3, whose product is annotated as component of oligomeric golgi complex 3. Gene Ontology annotation, cellular component: cis-Golgi network; membrane; COG complex. Bases 5 to 2479 code for a protein of 824 amino acids. Gene Ontology annotation, biological process: intracellular protein transport; intra-Golgi vesicle-mediated transport; Golgi organization. The record is from RefSeq and is a predicted model, not a curated record. The transcript has 23 exons. NCBI's taxonomy places the organism in Eukaryota, Metazoa, Chordata, Actinopteri, Siluriformes, Bagridae.
UUUUAUGAUGACGUUGAAUGUUGAUGUAAGCGACAAGAUGGCGUCCAAGGAGCAGAGUGUCCCGGAACUCCCGGAUAAAGAGACGCGGGAGAAGCUCGCUGUGUGGGACCGGAGCUCUGAGGCCACGGCGCCGCUCACAGACAGGCAGACGGACUCGGUCCUGGAGAUCCGCUCCGCCGCUGAGACGCUCCCCGUCCCCACAGAGCUGCCGAUCGAGGAUUUGUGUGUCCUAUCUUCUCGUUCUCUACUCUCUCCGUUCACGGCCGCUGUUCCUGCCUCCACGGAGGAUGUGCUGAUGAAGGGGUUCCAGAUGCUGCAGCUGGAGAACGACCGAAUUGAGACGGCUCAGCAGUUUUUCUCCUGGUUCUCCAAACUGCACACUCACAUGGACCAAGAAGAAGGAGCCAAAUACAGAGCAACACGGGAGUGUUUGAGCUGUUAUCAGGAGCAGUGUGACGCUAUUCUAACAGACGUUAAUGAGGCUCUGAAUCAUUUAGACUCUCUAAAGAAACAAUAUUUAUUUGUUUCUACAAAGACAGGAACGCUACAUGAGGCCUGUGAACAGCUACUGAAGGAGCAGUCAGAACUGGUGGACUUGGCUGAAAGCAUCCAGCAGAAACUUUCCUACUUUAAUGAACUGGAGAACAUAAACACGAAACUGAACUCUCCCACGUUAACUGUGAACAGCGAGAGUUUCAUACCGACGCUUUCCAAACUAGACGACUGCAUCGAAUACGUCUCAUCACACCCGAACUUUAAGGAUUAUCCGGUUUAUCUCACUAAGUUCAGACAGUGCUUGUCCAGAGCUUUGCAUCUCCUGAAGACUCACAUCAUCAACACGUUACAAAACCUCACAAAUCAGCUCGCCAAGCGGGACCCUGUGGCUGCGGCGAACGUGGACAACGUCUUCACGCUCUUCUACGUGAAAUUCCGAGCAGCAGCACCAAAGCUCAGAACGUUAAUCGAGCAGAUCGAACAGCGGUCAGGGAAAAUCCCAGAGUAUCAGCAGCUCCUGGAUGAUGUCCAUCAGUGUUAUUUGGAUCAGAGAGAAGUUCUGCUCGCUCCCAGCAUUAAGUCCACCCUCACAGAGCUGACAGGACAGAACAACAAGGACCACUGUGCUCUAGUGCGCAGUGGCUGUGCUUUCAUGGUACACGUGUGUCAAGACGAACAUCAGCUUUAUAACGAAUUCUUCUCCAAAUCAACAGUCAAGCUAGACGAGCUGCUAGAGAAGCUCUGCAUGUCUCUGUAUGAUGUUCUGCGGCCGCUUAUCAUCCACGUGGUCCACCUGGAGACUCUGUCGGAACUCUGCAGCAUUUUAAAGAACGAGAUGCUGGAGGAUCACGUGCACAACAACGCAGUGCAGUUGUGUGCUUUUGACACUGUGGUGAAACAGAUGCUGGAGGAUGUUCAGGAACGACUUGUCUACAGGACACACAUCUACAUCCAGACAGACAUCACUGGGUACAAUCCAGCACCAGGAGACCUCGCCUACCCUGACAAGCUGCAGAUGAUGGAGAAAAUUGCUCAGUCUCUGAAAGAGGAGCAGGGGAAACUCGACACCUCCUUCAGCAAUGUCCAGCUGGAGGAAUCUGAUUCCAGGAAGAUCGAAAUUACGGGAGGUGUUUCUCCUGCUGAUCUUCAUGGAAUGUGGUAUCCAACAGUCAGACGCACGUUAUUGUGUUUAUCUAAACUCUACCGCUGUUUUGAUAGGGCCGUUUUUCAGGGUUUGUCUCAGGAAGCGUUGUCAGGGUGUACGCUGUCUCUGCUUAAAGCUUCUGAAGUCAUCUGCAAGAACAAGAGUCAGAUCGAUGGGCAGCUCUUCCUCAUCAAGCACCUCCUCAUAAUAAGAGAGCAGAUCGCACCUUUUCACACUGAUUUUGCCAUUAAAGAAAUCUCACUGGACCUGAAGAAAACCAGAGACGCUGCUUUUAAGAUCCUGAACCCCAAAGCUGUGGCUAAAUUCUUCCAUCUCAACAGCCACAAUGCCAUCCUGGAGUUCCUGCUCGAGGGAACUCCAGAGAUCAAAGAGCACUACGUUGACUCGAAGAAGGACGUGGACCGGCACCUGAAAUCCAGCUGUGAGCAAUUUAUUCAGCAGCAGACUUCUAUGUUUAUGGGAAAUCUGGAGGACUUUUUCACCAAGGUGUCUGCGUUGAAGGAAAUGGUGGUUGAAGGAGGGCCGAAUUACCAGCUCUCUCAGCAGCCCUGGGCUCAGCCUGCAAAGAUUAACGACCUAGUGAUGUCGACAUAUCGGGUGAUGAAGAAUAAGCUGCCGCUGACGUUACAGAGCAUGACGUUGUACCUGGCGAACAAAGACACAGAGUUUAUCCUGUUCAAACCAGUCAGGAAUAACAUCCAGAAGAUGUUCAUGAAGCUCCACACACUGCUGCAGGAGGAGUACAGUGGAGAGGACCUGCAGAUCAUCGCCUGUCCCUCCAUGGAACAGAUCAAUCUGUUGCUGUCGCUGAGUAAAUGAGCAGCGAGAGCUCGAUGGAGAAGACGAUGAAAUCAAGUUCUUCACCCAGCACAUGAUUUGGAAAAUAAAUGUGUUACAUGCAGCGUUUCUUAUUUUUACACUAAAAUCGUUUCUAAAUAAAGAAGAAUCCACGAUUCUGUCCGAGACCAGAAAUGGCUGCAGAGUUGUAGGAAGUUUUCAGAGGAACAGGGCACGUCAUUCCUGAGCAGCACAUCGUCCUGUUUCCAUGGAAACAGUGUGUAACUACGCUGCCAUCUUUCCUCUGCGUAUCUAAAGGUGUGCCUUGAGGAACGUGGUUGCAGAAUACAUUUUGCAAGGUCGUUUUUUUUUUUUUAUGAGCGUGUUCUAGUUUUUAUAAUAUAUUCUGAUGAAUGUAAAUGUACAGAUUAAAUCUCACAUUCAGCCGAUGUUUAUUCUCCACAUGACUUCCUGUCUAAAGAGGUGAAAUGAAUAAAAAUGGACAAGAUGAUGAACGUCUUUCUUAAUGAAAGACCCCUAAA